Caenorhabditis auriculariae is the source of this 4022-nucleotide messenger RNA. The record is from the annotation of a GenBank genome assembly. NCBI's taxonomy places the organism in Eukaryota, Metazoa, Nematoda, Chromadorea, Rhabditida, Rhabditidae.
AUGCGAGACUUUCUAGUAGGAAAAGGCUUGGUGAUUUCGAUACGGAAGAUCGACGAAAAGUUUGUCCUGAUCACGGGUAUCUGUCGGUAAGCUUCGGAAUAUUUUUUUUGAGCUUUCUCUAAAAAGUCGAGGGUGCAAAGUAAAAGCCUUGAGGUCUGGAACUACGACGCGACUGGUGGUCGACGUGCGGUCGCGCUUCGCUCGAGAGCUUUUCCGAUGCUCGCAGCUGGCGGAGCUGCAGUCGCGGAGCCAGCGAGAGUCGCACUCUUUGAAAACUCCUCACAUCGUCGAGCUUCCGAGCGACCAUCCCUCUGAGCAUCCGCACGUCUUCUAUCGCGUCACUCAGGUGGCUCUUCCUGUCUCUUAUUGUCUUUAGUUGUGCGUUCCAGCCGCGCGUGAUUCCUCUGCCGUUUACAAAAACUCAGCGGCCACGUGCAGAAAACCCUCGUCGGCGUGGAAUUUCGCAUCUCCUGGGGGAUGUCGACAUCUACUGCUGUCAGGUAUAGUAUGUUCAGAUUUUCAAUUUCAAGUCAUUGCUCAAACUCCGCCCUUUAAGUGUAGAUCAAACCAAUCAGAGAGCGAGCCGUCCACAGAGCGUUGUUGGGGGCGGAGUUUGCUUCUUAAUAUUCAAAAUCUGGACAGACUAGAAGACUCCGAGCAGAGGGUGUUUUCAUUUCUGAUUAUUUCUAUCAAUUAUCAUCAACAAUUUUCAAAGCUGUUCAUCAAAAUUUGGUACAAUUUUUUAAUUAAAUGAUGCAAUUUUGUGGAGUCGAGCCGUUAAAAUUGUUCAGUGUUACAGGUGUGCUACAAACACUUCGACCGCAAGUGGAACAAGGAGCGACACGAGCGCAAAUGUAUGCUCACAUCCAUCGACUACCGCUGCCCCGUCUGCUCCGAGAUUUACAAGCGCUGCGACCAUUUCGCAGUGAGUGAUUCGAAACAUGGUUCUUAUAUUCCCUUUUCCGGAAGUUUUGUGAAAUUCAAAAGUUUAUGAAAAAAUGAAAGGCUUGAUGAAGAGACUCUUUUCGCUGCCUCUCUGCGGCCUUUUUUGAGCCUCUCCCUUUUAGCGGUCAUUGUCCAUCAUUCCGACUUUUCCUGAAAUCUGAGUCGAGGCUAUCCAGAAUAGAAAAUCGAUUUCGUAAAAUGGUUUUUGUAUCAAUAGAAGAGGAUAUAAUUUUGACAUUCUCUCACUUUCUGAAUACUUUUUUAGCGACACGUCAAAACGCAUACAAAUUCAAAAGAAGCUGUCCUCGCACUGACGACCCCCGUGAAAGGUUUUUUUUCUUGAAACAUCCGAAUGCCGUUUUUUUUUUUUGCUUGUCCAUAACAUUUUUAACUUCCUGUAACAUCAAUUGAAAAAUGCAAGGUUUUUUUUUCAGAUGGUUCUCUAAAGGACGAUGAUCUCAACAAGCUUUUUCACGUCCCGUACAACUUUCCAACUGUCCUCUGACUACGAUGAAGUGAGUUUUUGCAUUAACGAAUACAUAAACUCGUAUUCCACCCGUUUUUUUUUUUCUGCGUAACAAACAAACAGAAAAACGUUGUCAAUAUUCAAGGAGACAAAAUGUUUCUAAAGGCGUCGCCUGGAGACGUCCUUUUCGUCAGAGACUCUUUUCACAAAUCCUCUGCUUCGGAGGAAAAUUCUCUAUUUCCUUCGGAUUUCCGAUUUUUUCUCUUUGAUGAUCUCGACGUUUUCCAAGUCGUUUUUCUUGAUUUUUAUCGAACUCAACUUUGUUGUUACUGUCGUUUCAGUCUGCACAUCAACUACGAUUCGUAUGUUUUCUCAUAUUCACAUUUCUCAUAAAAAAAUAAAAAAAUAAAUGUAUAUUCAGCUGACGAUUUUAAUGCAAAUAGCUUCAUGUGAAUUAAAGCGGCUUGAGAAACUAAAGAACAUUUUAUCCGUUUUAUGAGAUUUAUGAGAGGGCAGAGGUAAUUUUAAUGACUAUUAAAAUAAAAAUAAAAUAGCUAUAAAGAAAAAGUAACAUUUCCACCUUUUUCUUCAGCUCUCUUCAUAAAAUGAGAUUUAUUUAGCCACUUCUCUAUCAAGUCUCUCGCAAUUUGAGAUUGGAGAAGCUGGAAAUGGUGAGAAGUUUUGUUUCUAUCAAAACGUAUCGUUUUCAGAUGUUUAUGCGCAUUAUUUAUCUGCUAACAGUGUCUCUUUCAACUAUAGCAGUUAUUCAACGUACCGGAGCUAUGGAUUGGUUCGUUUUCUGAUGUGAAGAAAUAUUUUCGAGGGAAUUCAAAUUUUUUGGUGUAUAAAAACUUUUCGACUUGAUGAGAAUUUAGACUGAGUUUUUUUUUCAAAUAAAUUUUACAUUAAAAAAAUUGCAAAUUUCGUGAUUUUCGGUGAUUUCAGACGUCAUUGGGAGUGGCUUCGUCGUCCACAGAAUGUCCUUCCGAUUGCUUAGUCAAUUUGACAGCUUUGUAUCGAACUUCGAAUGAAUCCUGUUGGUUUUUUGUUUUCCAAAACUUAUGGAAAUCAUAGAUCGUUUCUUAAAAAAAGAAAUAUAAAUUGAAACGUGUUUUCUGGAAGAACUGAAAAUUUUCAUUUGAAAGAUAUCCUACGAAAAUGAAAGUAUAAGAAGAUAUAUAAACCCUCAGACAGAGUCAGAAAAAACAAUUUCAAAUUUUUCCUGAUGAACUUUUGGCUGGCACAGUGAGCAUCGUGAUGGCGCGACCAGUGGACACGGCGCUCUACCCAGACUACUCCAGUCUCAAUCUUCCAACCAUCUUCUGCGCCUCAGUUUCGACGAGCUGUGGCGCCACUGUGCCUCUUUUCCUCUACUAUUCUCCACAGUUCGACGGUGAGCGAUAAGUAUCUUUCAUCACGAAAUCACAAUCUAACGCCAAUGUUCUUGUGUUCUUUUGUUCCAGAUUAUUAUGCCGACACGCAAAAAAGGCCAAAUAUGAGUGAUUCGUACACAACAUCCCUUCUGGGCCAACCAUUGUGUUACUUGUGGAAAGAAAAGUGAAUCGACUUUGUUCAAAACUUAUUAGCACUUGAUUCCAAGUUCUACUACGACAACGACGACCACCACAACCACUACCACUACUACCACGACGACCACAACCACGCUAAUUGACAUCGACUUGGACUCCAACGUGACAACGACAACGACGGUUGGAGAUGCAUCUGAUUUCAUUUUUCACUUUCUUUUCAGACGACAAUAUCACCUUCUAACGCAACAACCACCACUGUAAGAACCUUUCUGAGGCGUCGUAUCGUGAAAAAUAUCUUUUCAAAAACCAAGGAUCUAAUAGCAUUGAAAUUCGUAAACUUCAAUUUUUACGUGGAUCGAGAUUGAAUAUUCAGUAAGGGACCGAAUUAUUUAAUUAGAGAAUUUUAAAUUUUUUUUCUCUUUGAAGGAAUCUCGAAAAAAUUUCACUGAAAGGUUUUUUUUUCAUUAAAUCUGAAUUUUCUUCUUCGAAAAAUGGGAGUUGAUCUUUCUUCAUAACUGAAACAUCGCCAUGCCAUGUUGCGAAGAAUAGAGGCAUUUCUGAUCGAGCGUGAUUUUUUUUAACAUGAGGCUUUUUUGAUUCAAAUAAGUUAAAUUCAGACGGCUACAACCCUGUCGAAUGUUACAACUACAUCAUCUAUGAACUCAAACUCCACAAACACGGAAGACUCCAAUGACUCAACCAACGGUAGUCCACUAUUUUUGCUUUGAAUAUACUUCAAAAAUAAACAUAGGGUCAUCAUGGAAACGUCGAUGGAAGACGUAUAAAUGGAUUGUUAUCGCCUCUGGGGUUCUUCUUAUUGCUGCUAUCAUUGCCUGCUGUGUAAGCGAUGCUUGAUUAAACCUUUUUUGAAUGAAAAAGUUUCGAAUUUGAAGAUUGGGUGGUUGACAUGCUGUUUCUUGGGCGCGAUGAGUGGAAGCGCCGUCUCGCCUAAACUGGCAGGACCUCCGCCUGCGUACAGCACUUCUGAACCGCCGAUGCUGCCUCCGGCGCCAGUUCAGGCCCCUGGAGUCCAACCAUUUUUCGCCGGACUUCCACCGACUUCCGCCGGAGUCCCUUAUUAA